Messenger RNA from Pieris brassicae (large cabbage white), 552 nucleotides. Its product is annotated as allergen Tha p 1-like. The record is from RefSeq and is a predicted model, not a curated record. Bases 122 to 505 code for a protein of 127 amino acids. NCBI's taxonomy places the organism in Eukaryota, Metazoa, Arthropoda, Insecta, Lepidoptera, Pieridae. The transcript has 3 exons.
AGAAAAUGCAAAUUGUUCGUUUUUGUUACGAGGUUUAAAACUAUAUAUAUGGACUUGAUGAAGCGUAACGAUUAUCAGUUGUUUGAAGUGAAACGGAGCCUACACAUCUAAGAAUUUCAACAUGAGGACUUUCAUUGUAUUCGCCCUGUUCGCGGUUGUGGCUGUGUCGGCUCGUCCCAACAGUACCUACACUGACAAGUACGACAACGUGGACCUCGAACAGAUCAUCAACAAUGAGAGACUUCUAAUUCCAUACAUCAAGUGCAUCCUAGACCAGGGCAAGUGCUCACCUGAUGGAAAGGAAUUGAAAGCUCAUAUCAAGGAAGCCUUAGAAGAGAACUGCGCUAAAUGUACAGACACACAGAAGUCUGGAACCAGGCGCGUGAUUGGACAUCUGAUCAACAAGCAAGCCACCUACUGGGACCAGCUGAAGGCCAAAUACGACCCUGAACACAAGUUUGUGUUGAAGUACGAAGCGGAAUUACGCACAGUCGCUGCUCAUUAAUUUCGAAAUGUUAAUUUAUUCAAAUUAAAAGUGUUGAUUUCAUAUUA